AUGCCGGCCUCUUCAUCCAUGCGCGAGGCCAGUUCCAAUGGCCCCGCUGCCUCAACGGCCGCCAGUACUUUAACUCUCACCAACAACCUCAAACAUUUUUCGUCGGGACUUGCCGGUGGUAUCGUCUCUGCAAUAGUCUUGCAGCCUGCCGAUUUACUCAAAACCCGGGUCCAACAGUCGCAUGAUGCAAGAUUAAUCCCUACAGUUCGCGCAAUCCUCUCCGGUCCGAAUCCCAUAUCGACGCUAUGGCGAGGUUCGAUACCUUCUGCCAUCCGCACAGGGGUCGGGAGUGGACUUUACUUUGCUACUCUCAACAUCUUUCGGAAAACCGUUCAUAACUCGACAUCUACGAAACCAUCGACUGUUACGAACUUGUUAACUGGUUCGGCAGCUCGUGUCUUUGCUGGAUUCGUCAUGAUGCCGAUUACUAUCAUCAAAGUUCGUUACGAAUCUACGUUCUAUUCUUACAAUUCCAUACCUCAUGCUUGCAGAGAUAUAUUCGCAAAGGAAGGGGUACGAGGGUUCUUCUCUGGCUUUGGAGCGACGGCGAUAAGAGAUGGCCCGUAUGCUGGUGUAUACGUUAGUUUUUACGAGGCUUCUAAGGGUGUAUUCAGGAGGUUAUACAGUUCGGGUGAAAGGGUCGGUGUGGUUGAUCAUGAACAGUCCGCGGCUUUGGUAAACUUGUCGUCGGGACUUACUGCUGGUGUAUUGGCAACCGCGGCGACUAAUCCGUUCGAUGCUCUGAAGACGAGGAUACAACUGUUCCCGGAAACUUAUACGAAUCUGUGGGUUGCAGGAAGGAAAGUCAUUGGUGAAGAAGGGUUCAUGGCACUCUUUGAUGGGCUGGGCUUGAGGAUGGGGAGGAAGGCUUUAAGUAGUGCAGUUAUGUGGACUGCAUACGAAGAAGGGAUGAGGAGAUGGGCCUUAGCGGCCAAGCAGAAGGGUGGGAAUGCAGAAGUCUAA
Orbilia oligospora ATCC 24927 is the source of this 963-nucleotide messenger RNA. RefSeq lists its product as uncharacterized. NCBI's taxonomy places the organism in Eukaryota, Fungi, Ascomycota, Orbiliomycetes, Orbiliales, Orbiliaceae. Gene Ontology annotation, cellular component: mitochondrion; mitochondrial inner membrane. The record is from RefSeq and is a predicted model, not a curated record. Bases 1 to 963 code for a protein of 320 amino acids. The transcript has a single exon. Gene Ontology annotation, biological process: glycine import into mitochondrion. Gene Ontology annotation, molecular function: glycine transmembrane transporter activity.